CAGUCAACACUAGAAAAGUCUAAUUGGUAAUUAUAAUAAAGCCUUAAAGGGAAGACAUUAAGAUGGACCUUGGCAUGAUGGACGCAGACGCUGACAUGAUGGACGCCGAAUUCCCCUGGCAGGAUUACGAUGACAUACCAGAGGAGGUCUUGCAGCAGAUGAUGCAGCAGUAUCAAGAUUACUACAGCGGUGGGGAGUUUGGCUUCGAGGAGCCCCCGCCACCGGUCUUCUCCUACACGGAGCACUUUGGCAACUGCGUAGUGCCGACGCUGAUGCAAGGCAUUCAGAUUAUUACCCCACUGGUGUGCGGGUGCAUGGCAAUGAGGACAGUCUCACUGAUGGGUGUGCCCUCAUUGAUCUACCAUCUACUAUCUCUGGCAGUAGGCCUACUGGCAUUGUCCUAUUUCUUUGAGGGUCUCAUCAUUCAGGUCGUGGCCCUAGGCCUACUGGGCUACUUCCUCCUCCAGGCUUGCCAGGCCACAGGCAUCAACUACAAGGGGCCGGUCAUUGCCGCGGUCUAUGUGAUGGUUCUGGUGCCUUGGGAACUAUUUUUCGCAGAUCCUGUGGCAUGGAACAAAAUUAGAGGACCCCAGAUGAUUUUGGUUAUGAAGGUCAUCUCCUUGGCCUUUGACCUCGACCAAGGGGUUGUAGCUGAGAUUCCAGAAUUCGUGGAGUAUCUGGGCUACACAUUCAACCUGGCUACUGUCAUAUUUGGCCCCUGGAUCAGCUACUCGAGUUAUAUUCGUCUGCUUCAACCUGGUGGAGAUAUAGAUCUACGUUGGCUAGUGACAACAUUCUUCAAGUUCCUGCAGUCAUUGCUGUGUCUGCUGAUUUCCACCUGUCUGGCACCGGUCCUUUUUCUGGGAUUUGAUCAAAAGUGGUUGGAUGCAUACAAAGACGCCAUGUCGUUCCGGUUCAGUCAUUACUUUGUCAGCUUUGUUUCAGAGUCCACAUCAUUAGCAUUGGGCCUCGGUGCCCCCAAAGAAGGUGGAAAUAAACACUGGGAACUGAGCGUAGCCAGGCCCUGGCACAUUGAGCUGCCCCGUUCUCUUGUUCAAGUCGUCACCAACUGGAAUCUCCCUAUGCACAUGUGGCUGAAAACAUAUGUAUUCAAAACCAGCAGGAAGCUUGGAAACUUUGCUGCUGUUCUUCUAACAUAUGCUGCCAGCUCUUUGCUUCAUGGUUUGAAUUUCCAGCUAGCAGCUGUUCUACUUUCCUUGGGUUUUUAUUCCUAUGUUGAGCAUGUUUUACGUCAGAAGCUGGCGACAAUAUUCAACGCAUGUAUUCUUGCUAGAAGGUGCAAACCCGAUUGCCAGCAUUCGUACCAGAGUGCCAAUCCAUUGGUGCUGUUGACCAAUAUCUGCUUCGGUCUCCUAGCCAUGUUCCAUCUUGCGUACCUUGGGGUCAUGUUUAGCUCAGAUUCAUCAGAGCUUCAGGAAAAAGGAUAUGAAAUGCAUCACACUCUUAAGAAAUGGUCUCACCUGGACUAUGCCAGCCACUACGUAGCAGGGGCAACCUAUGUGUUCUAUUGGCUUGUAAAAUAAGUCAAGUGCUUCGUCUGGAGUGUGGCAUUCAAGAUAUGUGAGUAGGGUAAUGAGUUCCCAGCUUGAGGAGUUACAGUGUAAAUGUAUGUGUCCAUGGGCAGGGUGUUUUGUCACAAGUUCUGUAUUCCCAUCCCUGAAUGGGAUGAUGAAUGGGCUGGUUUUUGCAGUGUGAACCGAAAUGGCUGCAUUGAGCUGUAUACAAUGUGCAUUCUGACCUCAUGCCAAUAUGUAUUCUAACGUCAUGCCAAGAGGCAACCGACAGGCGAAACAAACACUGAAGCAUCAGUAUAAUAUUUCUCUACCCAAAUGAAAUAGUAAGGGAAGAGUGCAAAAUUGAAGAGGCGGUAACCCAAGAUUUUACCCUGAAGUAACCCAGAAAACCCUGUUAAACCUCGCCAAGCCUUCAAGGUAAACUUUGAGUCACUGCCUGUUUAAUUUUGCAUUCUCCUCUUAAGGUUAACACUUCUACAUUACCCACAUUUAACCAAUUCGCGCCGGAUGACAUGUAGGCCUAUACCUGCAAAGGUUUUGCGGUAUUUGGAACGGAUGACGGAUAAACACGCAGGGAG
Molecule: messenger RNA, 2113 nt
Organism: Patiria miniata (bat star)
Lineage: Eukaryota; Metazoa; Echinodermata; Asteroidea; Valvatida; Asterinidae
Product: protein-serine O-palmitoleoyltransferase porcupine-like
Exons: 13
Coding region: 63-1544 (493 amino acids)
Biological process (GO): Wnt protein secretion; protein palmitoylation; lipid modification
Cellular component (GO): membrane; endoplasmic reticulum
Molecular function (GO): Wnt-protein binding; palmitoleoyltransferase activity
Source: RefSeq, a predicted model, not a curated record